Molecule: messenger RNA, 1409 nt
Organism: Benincasa hispida (wax gourd)
Lineage: Eukaryota; Viridiplantae; Streptophyta; Magnoliopsida; Cucurbitales; Cucurbitaceae
Gene: UNG
Product: uracil dna glycosylase
Biological process (GO): base-excision repair; base-excision repair, AP site formation via deaminated base removal
Molecular function (GO): uracil DNA N-glycosylase activity
Source: RefSeq, a predicted model, not a curated record
AAUGACGCAUAUCCUAUACGAUCAAAUUUCAAACCAGCGUGGAGAGAGGAAAGCUUUUAGCGGGAUUCUCCAUUGGUUCCCGCCAUUGAAGCACACUCCCACUCCAGUCGACCAAGCUCGAGCAACCAGACCGAAAAUGGCUUCUUCCUCAGCUUCACUCUCAUCCAAAACCAGAACCCUAAUCGACAUUUUCCAGCCAGCGCUUUCCAAACGCUUAAAAACCUCACAGACAUUGAAAACCCUGGCAACCACGGACGAGAAAUGCGAUUCAGAGCUCACAUUGGCUUCCUUCUCCAUCGACAUGUCUGCCGCUCAGAAAUCCCGCAUGGAAACCAACAAAUGGAUGGCCAGAUCGAAGCGCAAUCUGAAAAUUGUCUCAGAUAGGGUUUCCAAAUGGGAGAACGGAUGUAUGAAGUUGGAGGAUCUUUUGGUGGAGGAAACAUGGUUCGAAGCCCUUCCAGGAGAGUUUGAGAAGCCCUAUGCUGUUAAUCUUUGCAAAUUUGUACAGACGGAGAUUUGCAGCAGUGGUGUCCCGAUUUAUCCUCCUCCAUCUUUGAUCUUUAAUGCUCUGAAUUCUACCCCUUUUGAUAGGGUCAAAGUCGUUAUUCUUGGUCAAGAUCCUUAUCAUGGGCCUGGUCAAGCUAUGGGUCUUUCAUUUUCUGUUCCUGAGGGUGUUAAAAUCCCAUCUAGUCUUCUCAACAUAUUCAAGGAACUGAAGGAUGAUCUUGGUUGUUCCAUCCCAUCCCAUGGAAAUCUCGAGAAAUGGGCUGUUCAGGGAGUCUUGUUGCUGAAUACUGUUCUCUCAGUUCGAAAGCAUCAAGCCAAUUCUCAUGCUAAGAAAGGAUGGGAACAAUUCACUGAUGCUGUCAUCAAGACAAUAUCACAAAAGAAAGAAGGGAUUGUCUUUCUACUUUGGGGGAACUCUGCGCAAGCAAAGUUGAGGUUAAUUGAUGAGAAAAAACAUCACAUUCUCAAAGCAGCGCAUCCUUCUGGUUUGUCUGCUAGCAGAGGCUUCUUUGGUUGCAGGCAUUUUUCUCGAACAAACGUGCUUCUCAAAGAACUAGGUACUGCCUCCAUAGACUGGCAACUUUGAUCCAAACACCUGCUUGAACCAUUGAAGUUCAUUUUUUUGUGGAUAUGCUUCCAAAUCCCUAGUCAUGCUCGGAUCUGCUUGAUCGAUGGCUUUUUGUUGGGUUUUUAAUUGUCGAAUCUCUGUGGUUUAAUUGUCGAGAUGUCCAUCAUUUACCACUUUUGUAUUACUGUGUUUAUUCCUGCUGUUUGAUAUUUAUUCCAAAGCAGCAACAGAACCCUUCUUUCUGAUGAAAUAGGGUAAAAUUAGAAGAAAGUUGGUCUACAAUAUGGUGACUAGUGGUUAGCAUAAAUCAGGCUAGAUAUCUCGUGGUACCUAA